Onychomys torridus (southern grasshopper mouse) is the source of this 818-nucleotide messenger RNA. Its product is annotated as translation initiation factor IF-2-like. Lineage: Eukaryota; Metazoa; Chordata; Mammalia; Rodentia; Cricetidae. The record is from RefSeq and is a predicted model, not a curated record. The coding region runs from base 1 to 696 and encodes 231 amino acids. The transcript is spliced from 3 exons.
AUGGUGGGCGUGCGGAAGGCGAGGCGAACGCAGGCCGCGGGGCUGGAGGCGACGAGGGGCUCGGCGGCGCGUCCUGGCGACGGCGGCGCAGCCCAGCGACUACCACUCGAGCCGACUGCGCCGCGCCGGGCCGGGCGGCCGCUGGGGCCGCGGGAGCCUGACGUCUCCGCCCUCCGCAGCCAAUCCCCGCGCCGCUGGCGCGCACCGCGGCCGCUGCCUCCCGCCCGGCUGGGCGCGGCCCGAAGGCCCAGCGCCGCCCGGAUGGCCCCGCCCCCGACAGCCACGCCCAUGACGCCAGGGCCCCGCCCCCGGGCAGGCCCCGCCCCGGCUCCCCGCGCCUGUGGCCCCCGCCCAGGUGCGAGGAAGCUAGCACCGCGGGGCAGCGGGCGGAAGUCUGGAGGGCACAGUGACCAGCUGGGUGGUGGCCUGAGGACGGUGGGCACCCGAGUCUGCAGCGCUCUCCACUGGAAGCCCAGGCCUCGGGCCAUCAGCCUGAGGUGUAGCCGUCAAAGCCUGGAGGGUGUCCUCAGCUCGGGAGCCUCCUGCAAACAGUCGAUGUCACUCCAAUCGUUAACUACAGUACUUGAUGGAGUGUGGAUGCUUGAACCACUUUGCUGGUGUUUCUUUGCCACUGGUGGCCGCUGUGCCGGGGAGGAGCGGAGGAUGCCGGCAGCCUUCUACAGGAGAUGGAGCUGAAGAGCAAAGUGCUCUCACACCAUAGAUGGGUUUUUAAAGACUCAAAAUGGGAGUUGGAGCAGAAGCUGAGAUUUUUUUUUUCCCCCGGAAAAGAAAUGGAGCAUUGCCUCUGUUAAAUAACA